UUAAUCUGAUAGCCGUCGAAUCCUGAAACUGAAAGAUAAGGAAGACGACGAAAUCCGUUUUACACCGUGACGGCCACUCCCUCGUCGCCUCGUUCUCCUCCGUCCACGUGUCCCCUGAAGCUUUCGUUCACCGAUCUUCCACUUUCCCUAUAAAAGAAGAAUCUUAUCCUCUUCCCCCUCGAAAAAAGCAAGCCCAAUCUUUAUUUCAUUGAUUAUAGUGAUUUUGUUGCCGUUAUUCCUUUGCUGGGUCUCCUUUAUUUUUCUUCGUCGUAGCUUUUAUUUUCUGGGUUUUUGAGUGAGAAUAUUGGGAAAGAUCAUCAUGGAUCAUGCAGCAGAUGCACACAGGACUGAUUUGAUGACUAUAACUCGUUUCGUCUUGAACGAACAAUCCAAAUAUCCCGAGUCGCGUGGAGAUUUCACCAUCCUACUCAGUCACAUCGUUCUUGGUUGCAAGUUCGUUUGCACUUCUGUUAACAAGGCUGGUCUGGCCAAACUCAUUGGACUUGCAGGGGAGACCAAUAUUCAGGGUGAGGAGCAAAAGAAACUGGAUGUGCUUUCAAAUGAAGUCUUUAUCAAGGCUUUAGUGAGCAGUGGCAGAACUCGUAUCCUGGUAUCUGAAGAAGAUGAAGAGGCGAUUUUCGUGGAGCCCUCAAAGCGUGGAAGGUACUGUGUAGUUUUUGAUCCACUAGAUGGCUCCUCCAACAUCGACUGCGGUGUUUCGAUCGGAACAAUUUUUGGGAUUUACAUGGUGAAAGAUGACCAUGAACCAACUCUAGAUGAUGUGCUGCAACCUGGGAAGCAAAUGGUAGCCGCAGGCUAUUGCAUGUAUGGAAGCUCUUGCACGCUUGUGUUGAGCACUGGGAAUGGAGUUAAUGGAUUCACCCUCGAUCCGUCUCUUGGUGAGUUCAUACUAACUCACCCAGACAUCAAGAUUCCGAAGAAAGGGAAGAUCUAUUCAGUUAAUGAAGGAAAUGCCAAGAAUUGGGAUUCUCCAAUGGCCAAGUACGUCGAAAAAUGCAAGUUCCCUAAGGAUGGUUCCUCUUCCAAGUCUCUGAGAUAUAUUGGAAGCAUGGUAGCCGAUGUCCAUCGCACAUUACUCUACGGGGGUACCUUUAUGUACCCUGCUGAUAAGAAGAGCCCGAACGGGAAGCUGCGUGUCCUGUACGAGGUCUUCCCGAUGUCGUUCUUGAUCGAAAAAGCUGGAGGUCAAGCAUUCACCGGCAAACAACGGGCACUUGACUUGGUUCCAACAAAGAUACACGAAAGGUCUCCAGUAUUUCUUGGCAGCUAUGAUGAGAUUGAAGAAAUUAAAGCACUGUAUGCCGCUGAAGGCCAAAAGGAAUAAAUGUAUCUCUCUUAUCUUUACCGGAUUCAGUUUUCAAUCCUCACUUUCAUAAGAUUUAAUCCGUUUCAA
Messenger RNA from Hibiscus syriacus, 1414 nucleotides. RefSeq names its product fructose-1,6-bisphosphatase, cytosolic-like. Lineage: Eukaryota; Viridiplantae; Streptophyta; Magnoliopsida; Malvales; Malvaceae. The transcript is spliced from 12 exons. Gene Ontology annotation, cellular component: cytoplasm; cytosol. The coding region runs from base 320 to 1345 and encodes 341 amino acids. Gene Ontology annotation, molecular function: fructose 1,6-bisphosphate 1-phosphatase activity. Gene Ontology annotation, biological process: sucrose biosynthetic process; gluconeogenesis; fructose 1,6-bisphosphate metabolic process. The record is from RefSeq and is a predicted model, not a curated record.